Messenger RNA from Pyrus x bretschneideri (Chinese white pear), 985 nucleotides. RefSeq lists its product as uncharacterized. Lineage: Eukaryota; Viridiplantae; Streptophyta; Magnoliopsida; Rosales; Rosaceae. Bases 1 to 558 code for a protein of 185 amino acids. The record is from RefSeq and is a predicted model, not a curated record. The transcript has 6 exons.
AUGGGAGGAAGAAUUGGUGGUUCGAUAUCGUCGAGGGUUUUCUGGGAUUCCUGUUCCUUGCAGAGAGAGAGGUGGGAGAAUUCGAUGGCGUCUUCCGGGUUCCUUUCCCUUGCCGAGAGAGAGAUGGGAGAGCGAGCUCCGUUCAAGAUAAUUCUGACUCUCCUCUUCAGCUCCGGCCCCAGGUGCGUGAAGGCGACGUGGACCUGGUCGACGGUGUCUUCAUUCACAGUUCCGGUCGACAGUUCUGAACCUCUGGCGAUUCCGACUGAGAAAGAGGUCAAUAACAGCAAGGAGCUUGAAGGGCUCUCAGAUCCGAUGAGGAAGGAUGUUUCACAAGUUCAUAAGAAGAUCAAUGCGAUUAACAAAGAGUUAAAGUCACUAGGACAUACCUGCCAGAAGAAGGAAAAGGAAUACAGAGAUGCACUUGAGGCUUUCAAUGAAAAGAACAGAGAAAAAGUGCAGCUUAUCACAAAGCUAAUGGAGCUGAUGAGCGAAAGUGAGAAGGCAAAGAUGAAGAAGCUUGAGGAGCUGAGCAAGAACAUAGAAUCAUUAAAGUGAAGAAAUAGCAGCCUAUGUGGGUAACUGAUGAUCUGAUUAGGUUUGUGUGAUGAUUUAUUUAAGGUGAGUUUUUUUUAUGUUUACAUAUAUGGGUGGUGAUUGGCAUUUGGUGUAAUUUCUAAGUUGGUUUGUUUCCUUAAUUUGUGCUUGGUAAAAACGUUUGGCUGAUUUAGGCAGGAAAAUAACCUUUAAAUUUAAACAGGUUUGUAACUAAAAGCACCUGGCCUUCCAUUUUUCUUCUCAUUUUUCCUUGUAUCCAAACACAUACUACCCUACUUCCUAGUGUAAUGUGGGGUUCUUUGAAUUUAUUCCUAUUCUUUGUUCUAACUUUUUAUGGAUUGCAAAGGCCAUGAUAUUUAUGUAAUAAUGUAAAGUUUUAUGAGUGAUUUUGGGACAAAUGGAGUGUAUUUUGUUCAAUUUUUCUUCA